Messenger RNA from Portunus trituberculatus (swimming crab), 4887 nucleotides. RefSeq lists its product as uncharacterized. Bases 1 to 4362 code for a protein of 1453 amino acids. NCBI's taxonomy places the organism in Eukaryota, Metazoa, Arthropoda, Malacostraca, Decapoda, Portunidae. Gene Ontology annotation, molecular function: nucleic acid binding; zinc ion binding. The record is from RefSeq and is a predicted model, not a curated record. The transcript has 2 exons. Gene Ontology annotation, biological process: DNA integration.
AUGGAGGAACAACGCCGGGAAGACAGAGCUGAGUUUCGUGCUCUGUUAACCAGCCUCACUUCUUCCCAGGGCGCGCCCGGUGCGGCUCCGACGAACCCCCAGACGCUUGGGAGUCCUGGCGGUGCACAGAGCGGCUCCGGUACCCACCCACCUGUGCAGAAAGCAGCUGUCACACCUCCGCCGCCACUGUCACACGACGUGACGUACCAAGUGUUUCGUGAGUGGAGGAGACGUUGGGAGGACUACGCGACGAUGAUCGACCUGCCCAGCCUGACGCUGCCUAAACAGAGGAUCCAGCUACGUAUGUGCCUCACUCUGGAGACGCAGAGGGUGUUAGAGCACACAUUACAGGUGUCGCCUACCUCUCUCAAGCCAGUUGAUGAAGUGCUUGACAUUCUCCAGGCUCAUAUACGUGACUCCAACAACGAGGCAUUGCGUCGGCGAGCCUUCACUAGCUGUCGGCAGGCGAGAGGCGAGCCCUUCUCCGAGUUUCUCGUCCGACUGAAGAGCCUGGCGGAGGAAUUCGACAUCUGUAAGGCUCACCACCUGGACUGUGAAGAGGCCUGGAUGAAGCACGGUAUCCUGACAGGCGUCCACGACGAGGAAUUGGUGACCAAGAUUGUGUCCCUCGACGCCGCCUCUACUCUUGCUGACGUCAUCAAUGUAUGCAGGGCCCACGAGGCGACGCGGUCAGCCGCCUCUGCCAUACGUGCCUCACCUACAGUGUCUGCUGUCUCAACGUAUAAACAGACGAAGAAAGCAGCACACAAACCUGGAGUCCCCCCUCGCCAACCUUCACCCACUCAUCGGGCGCCUACCUCCUGCAGCAGCUGCGGCAGGCGAGACCACGGCCCGAAGGGCUGCCCAGCAACAGGUGUUACGUGCAGAGGUUGUGGGAAGACUGGCCACUACGCUUUGAUGCCCAAGUGCCCAGCCAGGCAGUCUACGUGCACUGCUUGUAACCGUCUGGGGCACCUGGAGAAAGUCUGCAAGCAAACCAAGGCAAGGAGUAAGUCGCAGCGACCCGAGAAGCCGAAAGGGAAAGAGGGAAGACACCCCACCUUCCACGUGGUGCGGUUACAGUCUCUCACAACGGACCCAGGGUCUCAUGAGGGCCCACCUGAGGCCUCAUGUCAGUCUCCUAUCAGUACUCGUGAUGACCCGACACCUCCUACUGUACGAGUGGAAGUGUUGCAUGACGGUCACUCUGGUGGUCUGGACUUCAUUCCCGACACUGGUGCCGACACGACGGUCAUCGGCCCACAGCACUUGAGAAUGUUGGGCAUCGACAGACAGGCUCUUGGUCCUCCUCCAUCCCUUGCCUACUACAACGCUGAUGGGACGAAGAUGUCUGCUGCCCUCGGUUCGCUCCAAGCCACACUAGUCUACGGCGAGCUGUCUUGUACGGGCUGGAUAGAUGUGCAGGGUUCGUGGAACACCCCACUUCUGUCCCGUGAACACUGUCGUGCUUUGGGGAUCGUGCCUCACGACUUCCCUGCUCAGAUUUUCUCAGCACGAGGCAGUGUCGCCAGUGUAAGGGAGGCGACAAACGCUCCAGCUCCACGUUCCAGCGUGCCUGCGUUACCUCUUCUCAGCACCACUUCCCCAGACGCAGCGAAGGAGUACUUCUUGAGGGAGUACCAGGAUGUCCUCUUGACAAAGGAUUCCACACAGGAUGCUCCACUCAAGCCGAUGUCUGGACCGCCGAUGAGGAUCCACUUACGAGACGACGCCCAGCCGUUUGCUGUCCACACGCCGAGGCUUAUUCCUUUGGCCUACAGGGACGCAGUGAAAGCUGAGCUGGACUCUAUGGUGGCACGAGGCGUUAUUGCUCCUGUUGGUGACGUCCCAUCUUAUUGGUGCCAUCCGAUGGUUGUUGUGCCGAAACCUGGUGGAGGUGUCAGGAUCACUACGGACCUGAGUAAGUUGAACGCACAAGUAUCUCGGCCUGCACACCCAUCACCCACGCCUUUUGCAGCCAUCCGGAGCGUCGAUGCCAGGGCACGCUACUUCACCACGAUUGACGCGUUGUGUGGAUAUUGGCAGAUACCCUUGCAUGAGGACGACCAGGCCCUGACUACGUUCAUCACUCCAUAUGGGCGCUUCAAGUACCUCCGAGGUCCCAUGGGUUUCGCAGCCACAGGCGACGCCUUCUGCCUCCGAGGAGACAUCGCGCUACAGGGAGUGCCACAGUGUGUCAAAGUCGUGGAUGACAUUCUCGUGUACGACGAGGAUUACUUCACACAUCUACGCCACGUUAACGACAUCUUGGCCAGAUGCCGAGCCCAUGGCAUCACUUUAAAUGCCAAGAAGUUUGUGCUGGCGGCUCCAUCAGUGUCCUUCUGCGGCUACAGGCUCUCCCAUGACGGCAUCGCAGCAGACCCUGACAAGGUUCGGGCCAUCACUGAGUUUGCUACGCCUGCUACGUUGACCGACCUUAGGUCCUUCAUGGGCCUUGUCAACCAGCUCGCCAGCUUCUCGCCCGACCUCGCUGCCACUGCUGCGCCUCUUCGCCCACUUUUGAGCCCCAAGAAGUCGUUUGUGUGGACGCCCGACCAUGAGCAAGCCUUCCAACGUGUGAAGAUGGCCUUGGCCAGCCCACCAGUCCUAGCUGCCUUUGACCCUGCUCUCCCUACGACUCUGCAGACCGAUGCUUCCCGCCUGUAUGGGCUGGGUUAUGCCCUACUGCAGGACCACGGUGGUGGACAGCAGCGUCUCGUCCAGUGCGGCUCACGUUUCUUGACGGAUACAGAGACCCGAUAUGCGACGAUCGAGUUGGAGAUGUUAGCUGUCGUAUGGGCCAUGGGGAAGACCAAGUUCUACCUCACAGGAUUGCAACACUUUAACCUCGUCACCGAUCAUCGCCCUCUAGUUCCCAUCCUAAACAGCUACUCCCUUGACGCUAUAGAGAAUCCACGUCUACAACGCCUCAAGGAGAAGAUCGCCCGUACAUCUUCACAGCUGUAUGGCGCCCGGGCAAGGAGUUGUGUAUCCCGGACGCUCUAUCUCGCUCUCCUGUUGGCUACCCAACGCAGGCUGACGAAGUCCUUGGCACUGAUACCGGCUUCCAAGUUAGGAGUAUCGCUACACUACGUGCGAUGGAGUCUCUUGCUCCGUUGGUGCCUCCUGAUGUUGCAGAAGCACCUCCUGGCAGUGACCUUGCCCUUGAGGAGCUUCGUACGCCCUCCCCAACGUGCUCCGCCCGUACUGGAAGUUACGGAGGACCUCUACUGUGAUGAGGAUCUCGUCCUGUACGGUGCACGAGUGUUGGUGCCUACAGCUCUACGUCGCCGUGUCUUGGCCCGCCUGCACGACAGCCAUCGUGGUGUCGAAGCCACCAAGCGCCGUGCUAGGCAGGCUGUGUUCUGGCCAGGCGUGGAUGCAGACAUUGCCAACACUGUUCGAGCAUGUGAGCCGUGCCAGAUUCUGCAGCCCAGUCAACAGCAAGAACCAAGACUCUGUGAUGACAACCCAACUCGACCAUUCGAGUCCAUUUCUGCUGAUUACUUCUCAGUUGCAGGGAAGGCUUUCUUAGUCAUUGCAGAUCGUCUGUCCGGCUGGCCUGUCGUCGUGUCCUGUGGCGCUGAUACGACGUCUGCUGCCACCAUUCGCCAUUUCCGCCGCCUCUUCAGGGACCUGGGUGUUCCUGUACGCCUGCGCACGGACGGUGGCCCACAGUUCGCCAGCCGGGAGUUUUCUACGUUCCUCGAGCGCUGGGGAGUCCGUCACGACACAUCGACGCCCCAUUACCCACAGUCUAACGGCCAUGCCGAGUCUGCAGUGAAGGCCGUGAAGCACUUCAUCCAGAAGGUGGCACCGUCUGGCAAUAUAGACUGUGAGGCGUUCGACAGGGGUCUCCUGGAGCUUCGGAACACCCCCAACCAGACGGGUCGCUCUCCAGCUCAAGUCCUGUAUGGUCGCCCUUUACGCUCUUGCGUCCCCGCACAUGCCAGCGCCUUCCAGAAACAGUGGCAGGCCAGGGACGAGAGUUGCGACCGUCGAGCUGCUGCCCGUCUCCGUGAUGCCACAAGUCGCUACGACGCUCACGCUCGGCCUCUUCCACCCCUGCAGCGAGGUGACGUGGUUCGGAUCCAGGACCCGACUACGCAGCGGUGGGACAAGGUUGGCACCAUCAUGGGCGUUGGCAGGUCACGGGAUUACCUGCUCAAGAUGCCCAGUGGCCGAGUGUGGUGGAGGAACAGGCGCUUCCUCCGCCCUGCUCCACCCCUAAACGCUUCUUCUACGAUGGAGGACGCCACUGCUCCCUUGGCGGCACCUGAUACGGUGGUGCCCCGCAGGUCGCCACGACUCCAGGAGAAGGCGUCCGCAGCUGCAGUCGCUCGAGUCCCUGUGGACUUCUGAGCGCAAAAUUGGGGGUGAGAUGUGGGUUAUGUAUUGUAUUAAUGCAUAUUACGUGUAUGUGGCAACACUGUGUAUUUCUCUGCGCAUUCAGCUAGCGCGUGAGCCUUUGCUCCCGACAAGGACAAGUAAAGAAUCUACGUGUACUGCGUGUAUGUCUGCCCCUUACUUAGGCAUACACGCCCUCCAUUAUACAUCCCGCAACCAACACAGGGUACACCGGUGUACCAAUACAUUAUGGUUUUUAAUCCUCCAUACUACAAAACACUAUCUCAGGAACACUGAGUUGCCAUCCGUGGUUAACGUGUUAACAUAAUGAAAGAAAUAAGAGGACAAUGACCCAAAAUUUGGUGUGGGGUCGUCAUGGUAAACAUGGGGCUGCUAGGGUAAACAUAUGAGGCCGUCGUGGUAAAAAUGGGGCCGUCAUGAGGGGUCAUCAUGGUCAGGGGCAGUCUUGACCAGGAAACGGAGGUGGACAGCAACGGCGAGUGCUUGUAAGGGGUGAAGACAUUGGCGUCCUGUGUUUAU